Aspergillus caelatus is the source of this 321-nucleotide messenger RNA. RefSeq lists its product as uncharacterized. The record is from RefSeq and is a predicted model, not a curated record. The coding region runs from base 1 to 321 and encodes 106 amino acids. NCBI's taxonomy places the organism in Eukaryota, Fungi, Ascomycota, Eurotiomycetes, Eurotiales, Aspergillaceae. The transcript is spliced from 4 exons.
AUGGGCUACAAAACCAACUAUGAGCCUUACAGGAGUCAAAGCCUGGAUAUGAGGCAAGACCUCUCCUCAGAGGAACUUCUCUAUCCAUUGGGGGAUCUCUAUCCACACGUCGUGGCCCUUCAACUACAAUCCGAGGACAACCCAUGGUCCAAAAACUUCCCUGGCUAUCCAGAUACUCCACAACCUCCAGAUUUGUCACCCGCAUCCGGCGACUUCUCAAUAGAGAUGAGUUGCGCCGACGCUCGAGUGCUUAAACUUGUCUUCACCGAAAGAACUUUUACCUCUCAUUUAACCGCAGCAAGCGAAUACCCUCCUGUCUAA